AUCAUCACGGCACCAUUGUAACCUUUAGGAAAUUAAUGUUUUCGUGUAACCAGUUUAAAAGGUAGAGAACGAACGUUUUUGACGAAAUAGUGAUUGACAUCUCUUCAACCAGAACAACGUUAACGACGAUUUCUUCAACUCCCCCACAAGUUACCUGAGAUUUUAUAGUGUACGAACUUGAGUAUUAUCAACACAUUCAUAUAUUCUUGGAAAAUUGGCAGAUAAAAAACAAGAAAAUGAAUUCAACCAACAAACCAUGGACAAUGACGUCAAAGCAUCCCUCGGAGAUGGAUGACGCGGCCAAACAGAAACUAGCCGAGAUGGAAGCCCAGCUAACCAAAUGGAACGUGGAUCCUAAAUUGGCCAACUUCUUCAGCCAACUUAAGAAGGACUCCAUCGUUGCGUGUGGUAACUGCGGUCUUAACGAGGCCGAGCUUGGCGACAGCCGAAAACUGAAACGAUGCGUAAGGUGCAAGACGAUCGGUUACUGUUCGGAAUCUUGUCAAAAAGCAGACUGGCAAAGUAAACACCGACAAAUCUGCUGCGUUCCCACUCUCUCCAACGAAGCCCAAGCGGCACACGACGCUGCUAUGAAGAAUCUCUGUGACACAUUUACCCAGCAGUUGAACUCAGGAAAAGGCCAGGACAAGGAACAACCAACAACCAAAAAUGGCCCAAAAAUGGAAGACAAAAAAUCCGACAUGAAGAUGAUUCCAGCAAUUCAGAUACAAGAUGCAACCCAUCCAAGGACGGAGGUUAACCCCGAACUUUUACGAAUGUACAGAAUUGACAAUUCAAUUUGCAAAUUUAUUGUUAUGCAAACUUCAGUCUGCCGAAGCUAUCCUAGAUGGGCCAACAUCGGGCUCACACCGGAAGUCAAACCCUUCAAACUUGCUCUCGGAAUUAUUGUCGACCGGCGUAAGCCCAACGACAAAAUAAUUUGGAUCCUCGACCCCACCAACGCACAUUUUCACGAGGACCCUGCAAUUCCAUGGGAGUCGAAAAUCUUUCUCGACGUCGGAAUGGAAGUCAUGGCAAAUGUGGGCUACAUGAUCAAGUGCGAGUGUCCCUUACAAAACUGCACGUGCGGGGAUGACUGGAGAAUUGACUUCGUUCGCUGUAAAGAGCUGCCCCUUCAAGAUUGUGGUUAUCCUGAAAUCGUCGACAUUCGAUACCCACGACAUGCCGCGACAUCCUUGGCCUACCAUUUUAAACAAUUUGUGAACGAAGACACAUUCCUAGAGGGGCAGAAGGAGGCUGGGCAAACUUACUUCACUACACUGCAAGAAAUAUCCUCACCGGAUUUACACCGCGCGGAGAGAUUAUGCGGCUACACCGUUUUGGUGUGAAAUCCUCCCCGUUGGUGUAAAUAAGAUUUAGCACCGACACGGUGAGAAUUCAUCCCCAUUCCAUAAUAUCGUUAACACGGUGAUGGUGAUGACCAUUGACACUGAUAAAUUCUCGAUUUUACACUGUUUGGUGAGAUUUAGGAAGCAACUCUGGUGAGGUUUAAAUAAAAAUCGCAUUAAUUAAAAUAAUUUGUGCUGCAUAUUUUUUUAUUGAAAAAACUAAAAAAAUAUUAUAAUAAAUAUUACAUAUGAGGUUCAAUACAAACUAGCUAUAAGUGAUGUCUACAAAUAACAUACAUACCAUCUAAUUUACAAUUAUUUUGAAUUUCCAUAGCGUCAUGAAUUACUAAACUACUGAUGUUAAUUAAUUUAAAGCGGUCCUGUACGGGAGAUAAUUUAUAAGCAAACAAAUUUCGAUAAAAAUAUUUUACUUCUAGUUCCUUAAGCAGUAUUAAACAACAAUUAUCUUCUAAAACAAUAAAUUCAGAAAUUAUGCCGAACUUUGGGAAAACUGGUCCUAUCUCAUAACAUACAACAAAAUUAUAUCUAUAAUUAUACCCUCGAAACCA
This is a messenger RNA of Folsomia candida, 1918 nucleotides long. RefSeq lists its product as uncharacterized. Lineage: Eukaryota; Metazoa; Arthropoda; Collembola; Entomobryomorpha; Isotomidae. The record is from RefSeq and is a predicted model, not a curated record. Bases 237 to 1349 code for a protein of 370 amino acids. The transcript has 5 exons.